Phacochoerus africanus (Common warthog) is the source of this 836-nucleotide messenger RNA. RefSeq names its product RAN guanine nucleotide release factor (gene RANGRF). Lineage: Eukaryota; Metazoa; Chordata; Mammalia; Artiodactyla; Suidae. The transcript is spliced from 5 exons. Bases 138 to 686 code for a protein of 182 amino acids. Gene Ontology annotation, cellular component: nucleus. Gene Ontology annotation, molecular function: guanyl-nucleotide exchange factor activity; small GTPase binding; sodium channel regulator activity. Gene Ontology annotation, biological process: protein import into nucleus; regulation of membrane depolarization; heart contraction. The record is from RefSeq and is a predicted model, not a curated record.
GAGCCAAAUCUUAAAGGAUCGGGAGCUAAGAAAGACCGGAGGUGGCCGUGGCUGCAGCGAAACACAGGGAGGUGAUGCUACAUGGCCCCGUGUGGGUUUCUUUUAAGUUGCUAAUGUCCAUACCAUAGUCUUCGCCCAUGGAGCCCAUGAGAGACUACCCACUGUUCGGGGGCGCCUUCUCCGCCACUCUCCCGCCCGGGGCCAUUGAUGUAAGCGACCUCCGACCGGUUCCGGACAAUCAAGAAGUUUUCUGCCAUCGCGAGACAGACCAGAGCCUGAUCGUGGAACUUCUGGAGCUGCAGGCCCACGUGCAGGGCGAAGAGGCUGCGCGGUACCACUUUGAGGACGUUGGUGGCGUGCAGGAGGCUAGGGCUGUGCAAGUGGAGGCUGUGCAGCCCCUCCUUUUGGAGAACUUGGCCCUGAGGGGCUGCUGUCAAGAGGCGUGGAUCCUCUCUGGCAAGCAGCAGGUGGCUAAAGAAAACCAGCAGGUAGCAAAGUGUGUGACACUGCACCAGGCCUUGCUGCGGCUGCCCCAGUACCAGACUGAUCUCCUGCUCACCUUCAAUCAGCCCCCGUCAUCUCUUGGCCCUGAAAAUCUGUCACUUCCGCCCUGGAGCCUGGGUGAUUUUGAGCAGCUGGUGACCAGUCUGACUCUUCACGAUCCCAACAUCUUUGGUUCCCAAUAAGGAUGCUGAAACGCUGCAUGCUGCUGUGGAAGACUUAGGACUUUUGUUCUGCAAGAGGAACAAGGGAUGGGACAUAGUCCCCUAAUUCCUUCCCAGUGCAUAAACAUAAGACGCCGCCUCUCUGUAGAAAUAAACUUGCUUUAUAACCAA